Molecule: messenger RNA, 1536 nt
Organism: Thunnus maccoyii (southern bluefin tuna)
Lineage: Eukaryota; Metazoa; Chordata; Actinopteri; Scombriformes; Scombridae
Gene: eif3f
Product: eukaryotic translation initiation factor 3, subunit F
Exons: 8
Coding region: 24-845 (273 amino acids)
Biological process (GO): translational initiation
Cellular component (GO): eukaryotic translation initiation factor 3 complex, eIF3m
Molecular function (GO): translation initiation factor binding; translation initiation factor activity; metallopeptidase activity
Source: RefSeq, a predicted model, not a curated record
CUCAUCACUCCUCCUUUUCCAACAUGUCGGUGUUCGGGCCAGUGGUGAAAAUUCACCCCGUCGUUCUCGCCUCUAUCAGCGACUCAUACGAGCGGAGAAAUGAAGGAGCGAGUCGUGUGAUUGGGACCCUACUGGGUACAAUCGACAAGCACUCUAUUGAGGUGACCAACUGCUUCUCUGUUCCUCACAAUGAGUCUGAGGAUGAGGUCGCUGUGGACAUGGAGUUCGCCAAGAACAUGUACGAGCUCCACAAGAGGGUGUCACCCACUGAGGUCAUCAUCGGCUGGUACGCCACAGGCUUUGACAUCACAGAACACUCAGUGCUCAUUCACGAGUACUACAGCCGCGAGGCCACCAACCCCAUUCACCUAACUGUGGACACAGCGCUGCAGAGCGGCAAGAUGAACAUCCGCGCCUACGUCAGUGCACAGAUGGGCGUGCCAGGAAAGACAGUCGGUGUGAUGUUCACCCCGCUGUCUGUCAAGUAUGUCUACUAUGACACUGAGAGGAUAGGCGUGGAUCUCCUGCAGAGGACACGUGCAACUCCCAGUCGCACCAAGGGGCUGACCUCUGACCUGUCCCAGGUGGCUGGCUCUGCAGCCAGAGUACAGGACAUGCUGACCACCGUGCUGGCCUACAUCGAGGAUGUGCUGUCUGGCAAGGUGGCAGCAGAUAACAGCGUGGGCCGUUUCCUGAUGGACCUGGUCAACAAGGUGCCCACCAUCUCAGCCGAGGACUUCGAGAACAUGCUCAAUUCCAACAUUAACGACCUGUUGAUGGUGACCUACCUGGCUAACCUCACCCAAGCACAGAUUGCUCUGAAUGAGAAGCUGGUGCUGCUCUGAGGGAAUUUCUUUAAAGUGGUUCAUAUUUAAUUUUUGUACACUUUUUUUUUUUUCUUUUUUUUUUUGGCUGAGAUUAAUAAAGAUGUUAAACAGUCAUAAAGUGUUCAUUCCCCUUGGGCUUCAGGCAUUGUUAUACAGUAAUCACAGUUUAACACAAUUUGGCUAAUGAACAUUACAGGAAGGGUUGUAUUGCUAAUGUAAUCUGGUUUUUUGAAUUAAUGCUUCUGAGCCACACAUUAGACAGCUCCCAUUUACUGCUGUUAACUCUUGGUGUCACAUGUCUUUAACUCAAACUAGUCUGAACCUCAUUGUGUGCAUUACAGAAGUAAAACUUUUUGCAUCUAAGGUGUUUGAUAUAAUAUUCAGAAGUAUUAAAAUGUAGAUUUGUAGAGCUGCAAAUAUUUUCACUUUAAUCUUGUUUAUUUUCUCAAAUAAUUAAUUAUUCACUUGUUCUAGAAAAUGUAAGAAAGGAGGGAAAAGUGUCCUUAACAAUUUCCUAGAGGUCAAGGCAACUGUGCAAAAGCCAAAGACAUUCAGUUUAAUAUAAUGUAAGACAAGGAAGAGCAGCAAAUUCUCCUAUAAGAAGCCAGAACCAUCAAAUGUUUUGCCAUUUUUGCUUGAAAAAUGAUUAAUGAUUAAUUCUCAAAUAAGUUGCAGAUUAAUUCAGUUAACUAAUAAACUUGUUUCAGCU